Clarias gariepinus (North African catfish) is the source of this 1882-nucleotide messenger RNA. It is a transcript of the gene mblac2, whose product is annotated as metallo-beta-lactamase domain containing 2. The record is from RefSeq and is a predicted model, not a curated record. The coding region runs from base 122 to 952 and encodes 276 amino acids. The transcript is spliced from 2 exons. Lineage: Eukaryota; Metazoa; Chordata; Actinopteri; Siluriformes; Clariidae.
AAGCGCCAGUUACGGAGAAGGAGGUAUUACGGCUUGCUACGCCCGUCACGCGCGUUUGUGUUCCAGUAACUCGGAUUAAUUUGUCUCGGUUCCGUAACGUCAUUAACGUACAUGCACUGUGAUGUCCGCGACGGACUGGUAUGCGCACAAGUCGCUCGAAAACGGCCUGUUUUGGAUUCAGGAGCGUUUCUACGCAUCGGGAAACAGGGCGAACAUCUGGCUGAUUCCUGGAUCUCACCAGGACGUGCUGAUCGACGCCGGCCUCGGCCUGCGCAGUCUGCCCGAGUACAUCAGCGCCAAAGGCCUGCUGGGAGACGACGCCAAGCGAAAAAACCCGCUGCUGGCCAUCGGGACGCACGUGCAUUUCGACCACUCGGGCGGUCUGCACCAGUUCCAACAGGUGGGCGUGCACGAGGCCGAGGUCGAUGCGCUCGCCAACGGAGACAACUUCGAGACGGUGACAUGGCUGUCUGACCGGGAGAUCGUGGAGAAUCCGUGCCCGGGCUGGACGGCCAGGCAGUACAGAGUGAAGCCGGUGCAGCCCACCCACAUCCUGCAGGAAGGCGAUGUCAUCAACCUCGGGGACCGUCAGCUGACGGUGCUUCACAUGCCAGGUCACUCCAGAGGCAGCAUCUGCCUCCAUGACAAGGACAACAAGUUACUGUUCAGUGGAGACGUGGUCUACGACGGCUCCAUGAUCGACUGGCUGCCCUACAGCGCGGUUGGCGACUAUGUGCGCAGCUGUCAGAGGCUGGUAGAGAUGGUGGACAAGGAGGAAGUGGAGCAGGUCAUGCCUGGCCAUUAUAAUGCUUUUGGAGCCAAGAGGCUCCACAGGCUGGCCUCCACCUACAUCUCUAGUGCGGGAACGUGUCACAAGUUGACUACCUGUGCGGUGAAGUCAAUAGCCAGCUUGGCACUUCGGGCUUCCAACUCCUGUUGUGCCUGUUGUUAAUUAUUAGAACUGUAUGCAACAAUAUGCAGGACAAAUUCAGCACUGAGCAAUAAUGAUCGGCUGAAGUCAUUGUCAGAUACUUAACAGAAUAGAACGAAAAUGAAAAGAUAUAAGGCAUGGAUUGUCACUUCUUAGUAUAGAUAUGGUUUAAUCUUAUUUGCAGUAUGAGACUGUUCUCAUUGUGCUAUGCCAAUGUGUAGCAUAUAAUAUCACCCACAGUGGUAUGGUUUUGGUAUUAUUGAAAUACAUUAACUUUUUUCUUUGAUCUGUUUUCAAAAACUGACAGUUUUUUUGUUUUUUACUGCAAUUUAUAUACAUACAGUCGUGUAAAACUUCCCUCUUUUAAUUCUAUGUUUUUGGGUAAUACAAAUUAUAGUGGGUCUUAGAAAUAGGCAAAUACAAUCUCAGAUGGACUACAACAUAUAACUUUUAACUGUGCCAUUAUUUAUUUAACAAAAAUGUAGCCAAAAAGGAAAAAUCAUGUGGGUAAUAGUAAGUACCCCUUACGGCCUCCACAGGAUAAGUUUAAGGGGGUAAGUUGUAAGAAAGCUGAGCUUGAGAGAUACCUCGGCAUACAAAUUGAAGUCUUACUGCAAAUUUUGUAUUGUGAGACGCAUAUUCCCUUAGAAAAUAAUGCAAAUGCCGAUAAUCUGUUUCAGCCACCCCAAAAUAUUAUCAAUAUUUUCCAUUGCCAACACUAUAUUCAUAUCUUUGCAUAUAAAACAAUCAAAACAUUUUUAAAAAACUUAUAUAAUUAAGUAAAUUAAAUUAAAUGGCCAUCAAAUCUCACUUAACCUGAAUUUAUAAUUCCUCUUGGCACCAGCUGCUUUAAAAACAAUACUGAACAUGGCUCAGUUUAGUUGCUGAGGUGCUUUAUAACAUUCUUGGGGCCCAUGGUGCUGUGUCUCCACUAAAUCUUGCAAAAAAUGC